GCAAAACAGCCUUCGACUACAACCAGACGACCAGUCGUCACGACAAAGCGAUCUUUUCCACGUUGGAGGCAACAAAAUCCUGCAACGAAACGGCCAUUACGAUCUUCAACGACAUCAGCCCCAACAACUAAACGAUAUGUGGAAUGGUGGAAGCCACGAACAGCAGCAACAACAAAACGGCCUUUAGUCACAGCGAAACCAACAGUUUCUACGACAAAACGACCUUUACCUCGCUGGAAACAACGAACUACCACAAGCAGACCAACAUCACCUACAACACCAGCCCCACCAAUAAGGCGAUUUGUUCCCAGAUGGAAGCAGCAAGCUUCUACGACAAAACGGCCUCUGCUCACCACGAAGCGAUCUGCUGUUCGUCCAGCGUCACCGCGAAAGCCACAAACCACCACAACAAGACGGCCACUGCGCACUACAACACGGCCGCUGCGCACUACAAAACGGCCGCUGCGCACUACAAAACGGCCGCUGCGCACUACAAAACGGCCGCUGCGCACCACAACACGGCCACCGCGCACUACAAAACCCCCGCUGCCCACUACAAAACGCCCACUGCGCACUACGAAACGCCCGCUGCGCACUACAAAACGCCCGCUGCGCACGACAAAACGCCCACUGCGCACUACAAAGCGCCCGCUGCGCACUACAACACGGCCGAGAGUAAUAACCAAUCGCCCGGUGCCGAGGGUGCAACAGCGUCCUACAACAUCGAAGAGGCCAACAGCAAAACCUACCACCACCACAACCAAGAGAACAGUCCCGACAACGCCGAAGCCGCGACGGACUACGGCGCGUCCCGCCCCACCGCGCCCGAGCGCCACGCCAGCGCGGCCGGCGGCCCCGCAGCGCCCGGCCGUCAGCGCCGCCCGGGCGCCGGCGCCGCUCGCGCGCCGCCCGAGCUCCUCCUCGCCACGCCUCAGCGACAAGAUGGCCGAGCUGCUGAUGCGGAUCGCCAGGCUUGAGCCGCGCCGCACCGUCGGUAGUCCGUCGGUGCUGCUAGCCAUCGCCGCCCUUGCCUCGCCGGUGGGCGAGGCGCCGCCGGCGCUCGAGCUCGACUCCCAGCUG
Molecule: messenger RNA, 1080 nt
Organism: Pollicipes pollicipes
Lineage: Eukaryota; Metazoa; Arthropoda; Thecostraca; Pollicipedomorpha; Pollicipedidae
Product: melatonin-related receptor
Exons: 1
Coding region: 144-977 (277 amino acids)
Source: RefSeq, a predicted model, not a curated record